AGAAACAACUUGCUGUUCCACAAAAACUGUUUGUCCGCGACCAUGCUAACUAGCCUUAGUAUUCAUGGCAGGCUCAAGCUGCAUUGUAGCACAGAGUAAGGCAGGAGGGAUAAGCGGGCAUGAUGGACAGCGCUAAGACCCGCCUCCUGGCUCUGAUUGGUUGUUUGCAGUUAGCACUGCAGAGCAACUGGAUUUUUUUUUGGACAGAUUAUCUGUGUCAUACUGUAGUCUCAUGACGUCGUGGCAGAUUAAAUAUAUGUGAAAAAUAUUUUUUUAAUAUAAAAGUUACAUACUGCAGCUUUAAGGCUUUUAGGCUUUCUCAUACUUUAUCCGAAGUGUCAAAUUCGGCUCUUGUUGACCUAGCCACAUGACAAAAUUGUAUCGUCUUGCUCACAGGGAGGAUUUCUCCCAUUGACUUGGAUUGUCUCCUGUAGUUUCUCCCCUGGACCAAUCAGCAAACAGAAGGAAAAGUUGUGAACGACGAUUUCAAUUCUCUGCAUUGUUUUAGAACUGUAGCCUGCCUGUAGUUUUAGCAAUGACAACCGUAGGAAGUGAGCGAAGACAUUCAGUCUGAAUUGGCAACGUUUCCAAAUAUUGGAUCAACAUUAACAGCCACCUCAUUCGGCUCUGCACUUCUCUCUUAGCAUUGGAGGAUGGUUGUCUAGAGCUCAGACAAUUUCCAGCUUCUUAGCAUCGAGCUAGUAAUGCAUUUCAUGCGUCACGGGCAGAUGCUAGCAACUGGGGACAAUUUAAAACCUCAACAGAGUCCACGCCUCCAGGAAGCAAUCGUUUCUCAGACCCUCCGGACGAAGCAAACGGUGUAGGACAAGGCCUCGUUUUUACAAGCCUCCAAAGAUCGUCAAACAGCUGAGAACUCAUGGAUGGAAAUUGCAAAGUCACUGUCCAUGAAGGAAUCUGCCUCCCAAACAUAAACCUGCCAGAACAAAUGUGGUUGGGCUUUUUUUUCUUCUCUUUUUAAAGUGCUUUGAAAUAAAAUGCAAGAAAAUGGACAAAAGCAACGUAAGCAAAAUUUGAACCAAGUCAUCUUUAAAUGUGGGAUUGGGCAUGCUGCUUUCUCCCGCUCAUCACAUGCCGUCUCCCUCAGUCGGAGGCCAUUAGUCCGCCCUCCAUUAUGGAUGAGCUGAGUGGAGUUGGCUCCUCGCUCGGUCUGCCUGCUGCAUCCAUUCGAGGGUAAACCCAGCCGUUCACAGCUUGUCUGCGUAUGUCGCCUACCUCCCAAUUAGCUAUGCUCUCUUAAUCUUCCACCACUUCAAACCCUUUCUCGUUGUUGCGUAACAACCCUGACUACGGUCGGCCUUUAGUCGUUGUGAAAAGCUAACAUCUCUUUCCUCUGCUUCCUUCAUUCAUGGUGCCUUGCAGUGAGAGCUUUUAACAGAGUUGAAAGCAAAAAAUUGCAAAAGUACAUCAUAGCCUGGAUAAAACGACCCAUAAUCCCCUGCUGUCUUUUGUUAUUCCUUUCUAUACGAGCGACCCACCCUUCCUCCCCUCAGCACUCCCUCUUUCUCUCUCGUUCUCUCUUCCCUCCCUCACCUUUUGCUUCUUGGACUCACUUGCUCAGACACGCAGUCGCCAAAGGAUGUGGGACCCACCGUAUGUGUCAGAGCGGGCUGAAAUUUCGCCUGUGUUUUGUGCCUUGAUACAUUCGCAGCAGAAAUCCAACCGGCAGCAUGUUCCGACGCACUAAAAGUUGCCGCACGAGCAACAGGAAGAGUCUGAUCCUGACAACCACGUCUCCCACGCUGCCUCGCCCGCACUCCCCUCUCCCGGGUCACCUCGGAAGCAGCCCCCUGGACAGCCCCAGAAACUUCUCCCCCAGCAACCCUGCACACUUCUCAUUCGCCUCCUCCAGAAGAGCGGACGGGAGGAGAUGGUCUUUGGCGUCUCUGCCCUCCUCUGGAUAUGGCACCAACACUCCCAGCUCAACGUCGUCCAGCUCCUCUCAGGAGCGGCUGCACCAGCUGCCCUCCCAGCCCACCAUGGACGAGCUCCACUUCUUAUCCAAGCACUUUGGCAGCACCGAGAGCAUCACGGACGACGACGGGGGCCGCUGCUCCCCGCGCAUGCGCCCUCGCUCCCGCAGCCUCAGCCCGGGACGCUCCUCCUCCUGCUAUGACAAUGAGAUCGUCAUGAUGAACCAUGUGUACAAAGAACGGUUUCCAAAGGCCACGGCGCAGAUGGAGGAGAGGCUAGCCGAGUUCACCCACGCCUUCUCACCCGAGAGCGUUCUUCCUCUGGCCGACGGGGUCCUCAGCUUCAUCCAUCACCAGAUCGCCGAGCUGGCCAGAGACUGCCUGGCCAAAUCACGCGAGGGCCUCAUCACUUCUGUCUACUUCUUUGAACUGCAAGAGAACCUGGAGAAGCUGCUUCAUGAUGCCUUCAAGCGCUCUGAAAGCUCUGAAGUUGCCUUUGUGACGGAGCUGGUGAAGAAGCUUCUAAUCAUCAUUUCCCGACCUGCGAGGCUCCUGGAGUGUCUGGAGUUUAACCCGGAAGAGUUUUACCAUCUCCUGGAGGCAGCGGAGGACCAUGCCAAGGAGGGUCAUCUGAUGAAAACUGACAUUCCCCGUUACAUCAUCAGCCAGCUGGGACUGACCAGGGACCCAGUAGAAGACAUGGUGAAGCUGGAAAGUUACGACAGCGAGGGACCAGUGACGCCUGAAACAGACGACUCCACAGAGGGAAAAAUCAGAGCAAUAAAACCUCCAGGAGAAGCAGACUUCCAGACCAUCAAGCUGAUCAGUAACGGAGCGUACGGCGCCGUGUACUUGGUGCGUCAUUUGGAGACGCGCCAGCGGUUUGCCAUGAAGAAGAUCAACAAGCAGAACCUGAUCCUGAGGAACCAAAUCCAGCAGGCGUUUGUGGAAAGGGACAUCCUGACGUUUGCAGAGAACCCCUUCGUCGUCUCCAUGUUCUGUUCCUUCGAAACGCGCCGCCAUCUCUGCAUGGUCAUGGAGUACGUGGAAGGAGGGGAUUGUGCCACGUUGCUGAAGAACAUCGGGGCUCUGCCUGUGGAAAUGGCGCGCAUGUACUUCGCAGAGACUGUCCUCGCGCUGGAGUACCUGCACAACUACGGCAUCGUCCACCGAGACCUCAAGCCUGACAACCUCUUAAUAACGUCAAUGGGACACAUCAAGCUGACUGACUUCGGUCUGUCUAAGAUCGGCCUGAUGAGUCUGACCACCAACCUGUAUGAAGGGCACAUAGAGAAGGACACACGGGAGUUUUUGGAUAAACAGGUGUGUGGAACCCCAGAGUACAUCGCGCCGGAGGUGAUUCUGCGUCAGGGUUAUGGGAAGCCAGUGGACUGGUGGGCAAUGGGCAUCAUCCUGUAUGAGUUCCUGGUGGGUUGCGUGCCUUUCUUUGGAGACACGCCAGAGGAAUUGUUUGGACAAGUCAUCACAGAUGACAUUGUGUGGCCAGAUGGAGACGAGGCUCUUCCUGUGGACGCCCAGCACCUGAUCUCCUCUCUGCUGCAGACGAAUCCUCUGGUGCGACUGGGCACAGGUGGUGCUUUCGAAGUCAAGCAGCACUCAUUUUUUGCAGAGGUGGACUGGAACAGCCUGCUGAGACAGAAAGCUGAGUUCAUCCCUCACCUGGAGUCAGAAGAAGACACCAGUUAUUUUGACACUCGGUCGGAACGCUACCAUCACGUCCAGUCCUACGACGAGGAUGACACCAACGACGAUGAGCCGGUGGAGAUCCAUCGCUUCUCGUCCUGCUCCCCUCGCUUCAGCAAGGUGUACAGCAGUAUGGAGCAUCUGUCCCAGCUGGAGCACAAACCCCACACUGUGACUCUACGGGAGCACAAGGUUCCCAGGGAGGACCGGGUAGCCAAGCGAGAAAGCUUGGGAAGCGUCACCCUACGAGACAAGAGCUGGAGGACAAGUUCACCGGAAAUGAAGCGCCUGUCCUGUUCGGAGUCCUUCUUUACUGAAAGUGACUCCAGCCCGCCGUCCGGGGCUCGCAGGCGCUUCUCCGCCCUGAUGGAUAUGAGCCGCUUCGCCUCACCUCAGGAGCUGAACGCCGAGCCGCUGGGUCCAGGGAAGCAGCCUCCCGUCAAGACCAGGGGGACUUCCCUGGAAGGGGCCAUCCCCUCCCACGGAGACCUGAGGACGCUCCUUAAAGAUGACAAACUUUUGAGACCUGCCGACGCGUCGCUGCCGCUGCCAGGCAGUACGAGCAGUCUGGGUCUUCCUGAUCUCCAGGGGCCCCGUGGGGCCGCCACGGACCUGGUGUUGCGGAGGGUCAGACACCAGCAGCUCUCGUCCGAAGGAGACAAGCGAAACUCGCGACCAGGAACUAAAGUCAUCAAGUCUGCGUCGGCCACUGCUCUGUCUGUCAUCAUUCCAGCAGUGGAGCAGCACGUUGCGUCCCCACUGCCCAGCCCCAUGUCGCCUCGCUCCCUGCCGUCCAACCCGUCCUCCCGCGACUCGUCUCCAAGCAGAGACUUCUGUCCCAUGGUGAACGUCCUGCACUCUCCCAUCACCAUCCACCGCUCCGGGAAGAAGUACGGCUUCACCCUCCGGGCGAUCCGGGUCUACAUAGGAGACAGUGACAUUUACAGCGUGCAUCACAUGGUUUGGCAUGUUGAAGAUGGAGGUCCUGCCCAGGAGGCUGGUCUUAAAGCUGGAGACCUCAUAACUCACGUAAACGGGGAGUCGGUCCACGGCCUAGUCCAUACAGAAGUAGUGGAGCUCAUCCUGAAGAGCGGAAACAAAGUUACAGUCGCGACUACUCCCUUUGAGAAUACCUCCAUAAAGGUGGGGCCUGCCCGCAAGUCCAGCUACAAAUCUAAAAUGGCACGUCGCAGCAAAAGGACCAGAGUCAAGGAGGGCCAAGAUAAAAAACGAAGUUCACUCUUCAGGAAAAUCACAAAGCAGUCCAACCUGCUCCACACCAGCCGGAGCCUCUCGUCCUUAAAUCGCUCUCUUUCAUCUGGAGACAGCCUGCCGGGGUCCCCUACCCACAGCUUUUCUGCCCGCUCCCCCACACAGAGCUACCGCUCCACUCUGGAAUCCACUUAUCUGGGUACGUCAUCCCAGAGCAGCUCUCCGGCAUCAAGCACUCCCAACUCCCCAGCGACUUCCCACCACAUGAGGCCCAGCUCCCUGCACGGCCUGUCCCCCAAGCUUCACCGCCAGUACCGCUCGGCCCGCUGCAAAUCCGCCGGUAACAUCCCGCUAUCCCCUCUGGCUCACACCCCGUCCCCUACCACCUCCUCCCCUCCACCUGUUACGGGCCACACGGUGGGGAGCUCCAACACCACCCAAAUGUUCCCCGCCAAGCUGCACUCCUCGCCUCCAGUCGCCCGCCCUCGUCCCAAGAGUGCCGAGCCACCCAGGUCUCCCCUGCUGCAGCGGGUACAGUCUGCGGAAAAGCUCGGGGCACCCGUCCUACCUUCCUCCUCUUCGUCGUCGUCGUCACCCUCCCCUCUGACCGGAGGAGUGUCGUUGCGCAAGCAUAGCUUAGAGGUGUCUCACGGGGACUACAGGAGAGAGUCCUUCCACUGCGAACACAGUCUGCAGAGUUUGCUGGAGAUAGAAGGAGAGAAUGGACCUGCUCCACCCUCUCCGUCCUCGUCUUCCUCCCCUUCUUCUCCUAUGGGAGCAGAUAUUUUAUCGCUGAACCAUGUGAGGAAGCUGGGGAGGCAGGAAUCGCUGCUCAGCAGAGACACGCUUGUGACAGUAAAGGAGAAAGAUGUUGUUCCGUCAGCGUCUGAGCUCUCUGAGUUGCCAAAUGUAAGGUCGGUUUCUCCAACAGAGUCUAAGACAAGUGUUGAUACAAGCAAGGCACCACUCAAUGAGGUUGAAAAGAGUAGCGGUGGUACGAAGGCAGCUGAAACAAAGACUAGUACCUCAUCUACAGACAUCAGAACAGGCGCUGGGAUCAAGCAUUUAGGUACAAAAGUGUCAACUUUGGAGGCAACAGACUUUCAGGCCAAAGCUGGCGAGAAAACUCCAGACAUAUCCAAGAGCCCACAACAAGACACAAAGCAGCAGAGUGUGCAGACAGAUGCGUUACAUGUUACCAAAACUCGGGAGAAGACAGAAGAGAAAGAAAAAAGCACUGUAGGUGUAGAGAAAGCAAACCUCCAGAAAACAUUGACCACUGAGCAGUUCAAGCAGCAUAUAGGCUCAGAGACUGGAGAUAAAAGAGGAAUCAGUGGCGGCGACAGGGCAACUGAUACGACGAAGACCAAAGUACCUGGACCGCCAGUUCCAUCCCUGGCUAAAACGCACUCAGCACCCAGGCUCAGAGCAGAGAAGUCGGCAAGCAGCAGCCGUGGCGUCAAAGAGGAGAAGGCUCAACUGGAAGUCCUGGAGGAAAACCCAGCGUCCCCUUCCUCAAACGCUGCCUCGCCAUGCUCAAGCAAACUACGGGCCAUGUCUCCGGGGGACAAGACCAGCUUCGUCACCCAACUCACGAGUGUGGCUAAGACGGUCCUGGGUCCCAUGAAAGGAGGGUCUCAAGAGGGCAGCAAAGUGAAAGACGCCUCAAAGUCAAGUGAAGAGAAGAAGGGAAGCACAGCGGGGAAAGCAGAGGCCUCAUCCACAGGGGUCCACCGAGGGGCUCGGGGCUUCACCACGGCCACUGCUCACUCUGAGAAAGGUAACAGUCGGAGCGCUAAACAUCACUCGUGA
This is a messenger RNA of Xiphophorus hellerii (green swordtail), 6659 nucleotides long. RefSeq names its product microtubule-associated serine/threonine-protein kinase 1-like. Gene Ontology annotation, molecular function: magnesium ion binding; ATP binding; protein serine/threonine kinase activity. The record is from RefSeq and is a predicted model, not a curated record. The transcript is spliced from 26 exons. NCBI's taxonomy places the organism in Eukaryota, Metazoa, Chordata, Actinopteri, Cyprinodontiformes, Poeciliidae. Gene Ontology annotation, biological process: cytoskeleton organization; intracellular signal transduction; peptidyl-serine phosphorylation. The coding region runs from base 1689 to 6659 and encodes 1656 amino acids.